Molecule: messenger RNA, 2866 nt
Organism: Melanotaenia boesemani (Boeseman's rainbowfish)
Lineage: Eukaryota; Metazoa; Chordata; Actinopteri; Atheriniformes; Melanotaeniidae
Gene: gpatch1
Product: G patch domain containing 1
Exons: 20
Coding region: 22-2781 (919 amino acids)
Biological process (GO): mRNA processing
Cellular component (GO): nucleus
Molecular function (GO): RNA binding
Source: RefSeq, a predicted model, not a curated record
CACCGUAGUUGUAGUACAAACAUGGCGUCUGACAGUGACAGCGAUGAAGACUUUGUAACCUACGGGACUCCUUUGGAUCCUCUGGAGGAAGACGAACCGCUGAGGAAGCCGGUCCCGCUGCACGAGCAGACGGUGAAGGACGAGAAGGGUCGAUACAAGCGCUUCCACGGAGCCUUCACCGGAGGCUUCUCAGCCGGUUACUUCAACACCGUCGGCUCCAAAGAAGGGUGGACGCCGUCAACCUUUGUGUCGUCACGGCAACAGAAAGCUGACAAGCAUCAUGCCAGACCCGAGGAUUUCAUGGACGAGGAGGAUUUCGGCGAGCACGGCAUCGCUCCCAGAGAGAUCACCACGUCCCAGGAGUUCUCGUCCAGCCGCAGGGACGAGGUGGCGGAGAAGGCGCGAGCCGUCAGCGCUCAGUCGGCUCUGAUCCCCGGAGACACGCUGCUGGAGGAGCUCAUCACACCUGCCAGGUUGUCCAUCGGGGUGGAGCUGCUGAGGAGGAUGGGCUGGAAGGAGGGUCAGGGUGUCGGACCUCGCAUGAAGAGGAAAGCUGGGCGACAGGGUACCGACGGUGGGACCAGGGCUUAUGGCUGUGCACUGCCUCCUGCUGGUUCGGAGGACUCUGAGGAUGAAGAUGACGAAGACUUCGCUCCAGAAAACGUCACCUUUGCUCCGAAGGACAUGACACCAGUGGACUUCAGCCCGCAGCUGGGGGUUCAAGGUCUGGGGUACCGUGGUCUGAACCCGGGUCUGGCGCUACCAGGUCGCAAAGCCAGUGGACACGUGGACCUGUUCCAUCCUCAGUCGGAGACAAGGAAUCAACUGUUCGGAGACAAGCGGAGCAGCGGAAGGAGAGGCGGAGUCGCCGGGCAGGCCUUCGGUGUGGGAGCCCUUGAGGAUGAUGAUGAUGAAGAUGUGUACCACAGAGACUCCAUGUCCAAGUACGACACGGUCCUGGGAGGAGAGGAGCCUGGAGACGGCCUGUACGGCUGGACGGCUCCUCAGCAGUACACCAAGAAGGCAGACAGAAGCAGAGAUGCGUCGUACCUUGGGAAGAUCCUGGAGGGGUUUACUCUAGCCCAGAACCGACCCGAGGAUCGAAUGAUCUUCCCCCCACCCACUCUGCCCCGGGACUACCGCCCAGUCCAUCGUUUGUUUCCACAAAUGGACGUGUUGAGUCUUUCUACUGUCAGUCCAGCUCUGGCUGAGGCCCUGAAGACCUCCAGGGGCCAUAUGAUGAAGGAGGAGCCCCAGCAAGGAGGACGCCACCAGCUGGACUCGAGUCAGAGGAGGACACUGCUGGGAGAGGACGCUCUGCAAGGUCCCACUUCAGUCCUGGAGCUGCUGAGGCCUGAAGACCGACAGCGGCUGCUCGGCUUCCGCAAGUCCUACACUCAGAAAACCUCAACCCCAGACCCCCCAGAGCCCGCUCCUUCAUCCUCCUCCGCCCUGCAGCUGCAGCAGGAGGCGCUGGCGGCCUGGAGAGGUGUCCACACCUCCUCCCAGACCUUCAGACCAUUCCAGAAAAACCCUGACAAGCAGGCUCGCUACGAGGUGUACCUGAGCCGGCUUCGUCAGGGAGACAGAGACGCUCUGGACCAGAGUUUGGACCCUGCCAUGACGGAGUGGGAGCGCAGCAGGGAGAGGGACGAGUUUGUCCAGGCCUCCAUCUUGUACCGACCUGCCUCAUCCUCGCUGUCCUUGCGCUUUACCAGAGCUAAACACCAGGAGGAUGAGGACAUGGUGGAGGUGACCCAGGACCAGGAGGGUGACGUGAACGACAAACAAGCCGCCGUCAAGAUGAAGAUGUUUGGAAAAAUGACAAGAGAGACGUUGGAGUGGCAUCCUGACAAACUGCUGUGCAAGAGGUUCAACGUGCCCGACCCGUUCCCCGGGUCCAGUCUGGUGGGUCUGCUGAAGGUGAAGAGAGACAAGUUCUCAGUCUUCAACUUCCUGACAGUGCCGGAGGGCAGAGAGAUGGCGGCUCCCCCAAAGCCUCUGGAGUCGGGAAAGAAGUCCAGGUGGGAUGUUUCAGAGGAGAAGAAGAAGGAUGAUCUGUUGAGUGAUGUGCUCAGUGCUGUACAAAGCAAAACUGAGAUGAAGCAGGACGAGAUAACUGCACAAGGAACACCUGCGCUACCUGCCAGAAGAAUUGAGGUGAAGUCAGCUGACCAGCCGAGUUCAGAAAGGAAGACUGAAGGUGAUGAAAACGAGGAGGAGGAAGAAGAGAGCAGGCCUCCCAUGGACCUGUUUAAAGCCAUCUUUGCCGGGUCCUCUGAUGAAGAGAAGUCCUCCUCUUCAUCAGAGGGAGAGAGCAACAAGGAGGAUUAUGAAGAUGGAAAGGAGGAAGGAGAAAAAGUGAAGUCGCAGCCAGCGACCCUCUUCACCAUUACCUCCUCCUCCUCAGCCGUUCCGUCCAGCCAGCCCUCAGGAGCUGCAGCUUCUGCUCAGACGACGAUGCAGGAGGAGGAGUUUGGUCCAAAGCUGCCGCCUCCUUCAGCUGCUGUCAACAGGGGGGGCACCACCUCCAUCUGCUCCCCCAGUGAGGACAGCAAACCCAGCAGGAGGAGCAAAGACAAGAAACAGAAGAAGAAGAACAAAAACAGAAAGGACAAAAAGAAGAAGAAACACAGGAAGCACAAACACAAAGCGAAGCAGCAGAAGAAGAAUAAGGAGUCAGACAGCAGCUCUGAGGACAGCGACGAUGAAGAUGAACCCGUGUCCACAGAUGAACUGCUGAGAAGACUGAAGACCAUCCAGUCCCAUCAGACCUGGUGAUCCCGCAGGACCUUCAUCCUCCACGAGGACUAACGGCUAAUCUCACCUCAUCAAGUUUUAAACCUAAUAAAAUAUUCAUCAUUGA